GCACCUCUUGUCGUUUUCACCAACCCAGCGAGGUCUAGUGCCCUGCACCGAUCAUCCAACAGUUGCAGCACCGGUGAGCGAUGACCAUUUGCGGCAUUUGUUAAUCCGAUCCAGCACACCGUUUCUUCCAAAGCAAGACCUUAAAGAAUUCGGUAAUGCUAUCCGCGUGAUCAGACACGACGUCGCUUUUCAGAACAUGUACUGUGCGGCGAGUUUCUCAAAGGCGCGGACAAGGAGAUAGGCAUGGAAGAUGAAUCGGUGCAAUUGACCUGGACCAGAAGAUCCAGCGAGCUGCUCCGAGCUAGGCCAAGGCGACGGGCUUGGUGGCUCUGCCUCGCGUCGUCGUUCGUUGCAGCGUCAAUGGCGGGAGUGACGCUGUCCGUGCUCCUCCUCGUCGCAGGCGUCGUGGCGAUGCUCGUGCUGCACAUCCUCAUCGUCUUCUGGGCGCUCAGGCGGGGCAUCACGCUCCGCGCCGCGGCGUCGCGGCAGGACGAGGGGCGCGCGGAGGGGCUGUCGGCCGAGGAUCUUGACGGGCUGCCGUGCCACGACCACGAGGGCAAGUCCGGCGCGGGCGGCGAGUGCGCGGUGUGCCUGGAGGCGUUCCGGGCCGGGGACCGGUGCCGGGCGCUGCCGGGGUGCGAGCACGGGUUCCACGCGCAGUGCGUGGACCGCUGGCUGAGCAAGAGCCGCGUGUGCCCCGUCUGCCGCGCCGUGGUCGUCGUCGUCGACACCAGCCGCGGCAAGGCGGCCGGCACGGUGGCCGGCGAGGCCGCCGCCUCCUCGGAGGUCGUGGCCGAAAGACAGGGGGGGCGCGGAUCGGUAGCCCGUGAGCUCGGCUGCGAGUUUGCCGUUUGAUUCGUUCGUGCUUGUACAUAUACACAUAGAUAGUAGUUUGCCAAAUCCGUGUUUACUAGUACCAUAUCGUAAUUCGGUUCAUCAAUUGUAAGUGCAAAGCAGAUUUAAUUCAUUCGAUAGUGAUUUCCAAGUUGAGAA
This is a messenger RNA of Panicum hallii, 993 nucleotides long. Its product is annotated as E3 ubiquitin-protein ligase ATL23-like. The coding region runs from base 244 to 855 and encodes 203 amino acids. The record is from RefSeq and is a predicted model, not a curated record. Lineage: Eukaryota; Viridiplantae; Streptophyta; Magnoliopsida; Poales; Poaceae. The transcript is spliced from 2 exons.